GGACCCGACCCAGUGCCAAGCGGGAACGGGCGGGCUGUUCAUAGCGAUUCGGUGUCGAAGCUGAGAGAGAAUUGCAGCUGUCGUUAUUGCAAAUUUAGCUAGCCUCUCUGCUAGCUAGACAAGGAACGACUGAACAUGCCGCGGGAAAUUAUAACGCUUCAGCUCGGACAGUGUGGAAAUCAAAUCGGCUUCGAGUUUUGGAAGCAGCUCUGUGCAGAGCAUGGGAUCAGCCCAGAGGGUAUCGUCGAGGAGUUUGCAACUGAAGGGACGGACAGGAAGGAUGUGUUCUUCUAUCAGGCUGAUGACGAGCACUACAUCCCUCGUGCUGUUCUUCUGGAUCUGGAACCCCGCGUGAUCCAUUCAAUCCUCAACUCCCCGUACGCAAACCUGUACAAUCCAGAGAACAUCUACCUGUCUGAGCACGGUGGGGGUGCUGGGAACAACUGGGCCAGUGGAUAUUCACAGGGCAAAAAAAUCCAAGAAGAGAUCUUUGAUAUCAUUGACCGAGAGGCAGAUGGUAGCGACAGUCUGGAGGGAUUUGUCCUCUGUCAUUCGAUUGCUGGGGGAACCGGAUCAGGACUGGGUUCAUACCUGCUGGAGAGACUCAACGACAGGUACCCAAAGAAGCUGGUACAGACCUACUCUGUUUUCCCAAACCAGGAUGAGAUGAGUGACGUGGUUGUUCAGCCGUACAACUCACUGCUCACACUGAAGAGGCUUACCCAGAAUGCAGACUGCGUGGUCGUGCUGGAUAAUACCGCUUUGAAUCGGAUCGCCACAGACAGGCUGCACAUCCAGAACCCCUCCUUCUCCCAGAUUAAUCAGCUGGUUUCCACGAUCAUGUCUGCCAGUACAACUACACUACGCUACCCAGGCUACAUGAACAACGACCUCAUUGGCCUGAUUGCCUCUCUCAUCCCCACUCCCCGUCUCCACUUCCUCAUGACCGGUUAUACGCCACUGACCACUGACCAGUCGGUUGCUAGCGUGAGGAAGACAACGGUGCUGGAUGUAAUGAGGAGGCUAUUGCAACCCAAGAAUGUGAUGGUUUCCACGGGAAGAGAGAGACAGCCCAGUCACUGCUACAUUGCCAUCCUCAACAUCAUCCAGGGAGAAGUUGACCCCACGCAGGUGCAUAAAAGCCUCCAAAGGAUCCGGGAGCGCAAACUUGCCAAUUUCAUUCCAUGGGGUCCUGCCAGCAUCCAGGUGGCUUUGUCCAGGAGGUCCCCAUACCUGGCCUCAGCUCACAGAGUGAGUGGCUUGAUGAUGGCCAACCACACAAGCAUCUCCUCCCUUUUCGAGCGGACAUGCAGGCAGUAUGACAAACUGCGAAAGCGCGAGGCCUUCCUGGAACAGUUUCGCAAAGAGGACAUAUUCAAGGACAACUUUGAUGAGUUGGACAACUCUCGGGAAGUUGUCCAGCAGCUGGUGGAAGAGUACACUGCAGCAACACGGCCCGACUACAUCUCCUGGGGCACACAAGAACAGUGACUGUUGUCUUUCAUUUCUGCUGCUUAACUACAGCUGCUGUUCUAUUAUUUAUUAGCAGGGUAUAGCAUGUAUUGAUGUGUUGAGAAGAGACGGUGAUUGAUGUUAAUACCAAUAUUAACUAAUGUGUUUCCUGGACAAUCAUGUUCUGGAGAAUCAAUCCUAGUUGAAAUAACAUUUGUUGCUUAAUGAAUGGUUCAUUUAUCGUUUUAUUGCAAGUUAUUACAGUAAGCAUCACUUACUGUUGUAAAAUAUUUCCUGUACGUCACCUCUUGCAGCCUAUUCUUGCUAAACAACCUGUUGCCUUUUUUUUAAAAUCAGUUUAUUUGUUGGAUUUACAGUAGUACCCGCUACCUACAGACUGCAUAUAGGCUGUUAAUGUAGGUUUUGCCAUACCUCGCGUCUCUUAUGUACACGAUGAAUUGUAACAUCUGUCUGCUGCAGAUUCAUGAUGCUCAUGUUAUCCCGGUUCAUGACCAACAAGAAUGUCGAGCUGUACCUCUGACUGGUGUUAAUUGCCAUUGAAACGGCUUUUGUCUUCUAAACCAACAGUUUAAGCGUAACAAGUAUAAAGUCUGGUCACCUCCCUUGUCUGUAAAUAUGCUUUAAAGACUAACUGCUUCUCUGUAGAGUCCGUUCUGUAUUGCUCCUUAUUGCUGUUUGUUGGACCUUUUAAAGAUGAAUAAACAUGUUUUCUAUUA
This is a messenger RNA of Girardinichthys multiradiatus, 2189 nucleotides long. Its product is annotated as tubulin gamma-1 chain. Gene Ontology annotation, cellular component: cytoplasm; nucleus; gamma-tubulin complex. Bases 136 to 1491 code for a protein of 451 amino acids. The record is from RefSeq and is a predicted model, not a curated record. The transcript is spliced from 11 exons. Gene Ontology annotation, molecular function: GTP binding; structural constituent of cytoskeleton. Lineage: Eukaryota; Metazoa; Chordata; Actinopteri; Cyprinodontiformes; Goodeidae. Gene Ontology annotation, biological process: mitotic sister chromatid segregation; cytoplasmic microtubule organization; mitotic spindle organization.